ACACGUCACGUGAUACAUCUGACAAUCACAGCAAGACGAUGACGAGUUGCCCUUUACGAAUGUACGACAGUUGUGGAUUUAUCCUGUCCAGAGGCAUAGCGACAAUCGUGUAGAAGAUAUUCCCUCGUCUGACAGAUAUCAAUCGAGACUGUGCUCCAGACAGAUAUGGCAGAGAAAGGUACGUCGGUCCACGUCACUGGUAACCAAGGAACCGCCAACAUCGUGUAUGCCAUCGGAAUCCACCAAGGGACUCUAAACGUAAACAACUGCGUUGAUGAAGAAAGGCUACGCCAUUUAAAAGAACAAACAAGGAAAGAUAUUGAUAUCUGGAACAGAGGAAUGGUCAGAGUGUCUGCCAUUGAAACCGUCAUAGAGAAGCUUCAAACAAGGCACCGAUGGGUUACUGUUACCGGAAAUGCUGGUGAUGGCAAGACAACUCUUGGUUACAUGACGCUGAAGAGUCUGCAGGAUGAUGGGAAGGAAGUGUUCAAGAUCGAUACUCCCGAGGACUACUUCGUUGUCGUAAGGAAGGCUCCUGACAGUGUUGUUUUCAUGAAUGAUGUUUUGGGCGCUUUUGAUUUUGACCAAAAAAGUUUUAGCACUUGGCUUCCCGUUUUUCAGAUCAUUUUAGAACGACAGACAAAGGAUACUGAACACAAAGAUGGUCCACGCAUAAUAUUUGUGAGCAGGCUCAAUAUUUUGGAAGCUGCAAGGAAUCAACUUGGAAAAUACGGAGACGUCAUUUUAGAAGAGGAUGCAAUAGUCAAUCCCGAUAAGCUGAACACAGACAGGGAGAAACUUGACAUAUUAGACUUUCAUCUGUCCAGACAUCAUAUAAGUGACAUUCCAGAGAGUACCAAGAUGCAACUAUAUAGUCAGAGUCCUCAUGGGUUUCCUCAUUGCUGCGAGAUGUAUGUUGAACUGAGAACCAGUGGACAUGAAAUUGAUAUUGACAAUUUCUUUUCUUCACCUCUCAAAUUUCUCAAUUACACCACCCGAGUUUUGAUUGAUAAGCAGAAAUGUUAUGAUCAUUUUAAAAUACUCCUGAAGGCUGGUGGUCAAUUGGAUAUUUCAAGCCUUACAGAUGCAACACUAAGAACAGAGAUGCAAAGCACUGCUUCUGGUUUAUUAGGAAGCUAUCUUAAAAUGAGUGGAAAUGGUGUUGCUUUCUCCCACCCAUCCAUCUAUGAGAGUGUGGCAGUAGCAGUUGGAAACAAAGACCCUCUCUUUGCUGCACAAGAGUUUCCUGUUUCAGUCAUCAUGCAAAAGUGUAAGGUGCAUGUGCCACAAGAAAGAGAAAUUGAGAUGUACAUCUUCUUCAAAGAAUCAUCCUCAGCCAUGGACGCACUUGUUCAGAGGCUGGCUGCAGAAAUACGUCAGGGGAACUAUACCGUGAUACAACAUGAGCUCUGCUUUAAAAAGAAGUUCUUUGAGCAGGUGAUACGCUCAAGUGUCUCUACCUCAUUUUUCCGUUUUGGCCAGGAAUGGAAUCGUGUUGGUAUCAAUCAGAGAGACAGUACAGGGGGAACCCUGCUGCAUGCAGCUGUUGGAUGUUGCAACUACAUCGCUGCUAAGAUCCUGCUGGAAAGCGGAGGAUACGCGAACAUUUCAAGAAAGCCAGACAUUUCGACUGAAAUUAUGCUUGUCUCUUUAGUCGCAAGCAUCUUCCACAAAAACGGAUUUCUUCUUCUUAGAUACCUAGGAUAUGGAGAGACUGCACUUCAUACUGCAUGCAUGAUUCAAGAUGUAGACGUUGAUCUUCUUCGUCUGUUGAUUGAUCAUGGUGCAGACGUCAACAGGACUACUGAGCAUGGAGAGACGGCCUUGCACUUGCUAUGUCAGUGGGAAAGCAAAGAUGACCGGGAAGACAGUUGGGACACAGUGAUGGUCGGAUGCUAUCUAUAUGUGUGCAAAGAACAGAAUAGAUAAAGAGGCACCAGAAGCUACACUGCGUUCUUUGAAGGAAAAACAUUACGGACCAGAGACUGCACAGAUGAAGGCUAUCACACUGUUGAUACAAAGGGGGGCGGAUGUUAUGAAGAGAGAUACAUAUGGACAGACACCCCUUGACCUGCUGUGUCGGGGAUAGCGUGUAAAUGUCAGAACAGUUCAAACCU
Messenger RNA from Haliotis rubra (blacklip abalone), 2117 nucleotides. RefSeq lists its product as uncharacterized. Bases 166 to 1929 code for a protein of 587 amino acids. The transcript is spliced from 6 exons. NCBI's taxonomy places the organism in Eukaryota, Metazoa, Mollusca, Gastropoda, Lepetellida, Haliotidae. Gene Ontology annotation, cellular component: cytoplasm; nucleus. Gene Ontology annotation, molecular function: protein binding. The record is from RefSeq and is a predicted model, not a curated record.